UGUAAAGACCCCUGGACCAUGGGCUUAGGCGCCAGCCAGCCCCGCCAAUCCCUUGCAGUCAUCGCCUAUUCUUAUCACCAAUUCUCAUCACCAAUUCUCAUCACCAAUUCUCAUCACCAAUCGUAUCCUUCUUGCUGUCCAUAAAUACUAGCGAUCGUUAAUUACCCAGAAAAAUGGCCUUGAUUCAUUUAGAAUUAUCCCUUUGUUAUCCAACUUUAAAUUUUGAACAGUAUCUGACAUGGCCAACAAGGUGAUCAGUAGUUCGAGGAUCAAGACAAUUAUGAACGGUGGCCGUUCUAUCACUGUCAAGUACGCAACCCAAACCGACUCUUGGACACGUUCCUACCUUGCAACGGACGUGCAGGAGACAUUCAGUAAAGCCAUGGAAACGGCAGAUGUGCCUACUGGUGCUACGACUGCUAUCAUGACUGAAACUGAGCAUCCCAGCAAGAAAGAUUCGUAUCCUCACUACACCACUGUUUAUCAGGAUGAGAAAGGAGAGCAUAUUAGGACUAAGCAUGUCUACCCUUAG
Colletotrichum navitas is the source of this 532-nucleotide messenger RNA. RefSeq lists its product as uncharacterized. NCBI's taxonomy places the organism in Eukaryota, Fungi, Ascomycota, Sordariomycetes, Glomerellales, Glomerellaceae. The coding region runs from base 239 to 532 and encodes 97 amino acids. The transcript is spliced from 2 exons. The record is from RefSeq and is a predicted model, not a curated record.